Molecule: messenger RNA, 2832 nt
Organism: Linum tenue
Lineage: Eukaryota; Viridiplantae; Streptophyta; Magnoliopsida; Malpighiales; Linaceae
Source: the annotation of a GenBank genome assembly
AUGGCUGCUGUGGCUGGGGCACGCAUAGGAGACCUACUGUCACUACUAAAAUCAGUAGCGGGUAACGAGCUGACUGAUUUGUCCGAAAAUUUUGUCAAUGCACAUCAAUGGAUUGCCAGCCUCACCAACACUGUGGAGGUCAUGAAAGCCAGUAUCGUUGUUGCUCAGAAGAGGAUGGUUGGUAUAGAUAACUUCCAGUUUCAGGAGAAAGGCCCGAUGGACCUCUGGCUGGACAAGAUGAAAUCAUGCUUGGAGGAUAUUGAUGACGUCCUGGAUGAGUGGGCAACGCAUAUUGCAGUCUUUGCCAAAAUGGAUCGACGAACUUGUUUGGGAGGCUGCUACUGUCAAUUGGUCUCUAUCUGCAUCAAAGAGAGAGACCGUAUGAAAGCUUCCAAGUGGCUGUACCAUUUGUGUCGCUUAUUUUUUCCAUGUUGCAGUAAGAGUGACAUGUUGAAGCGGCUAUCUCUAGGUCAGAGGGUGAAGGAUUUGACGGCUGAACUUGAGGCCAUCAACAAAGAACGACAACUAAACAAAGUUCAGAUUGCAUGUGACCCGCUGGACCACUUUAGGCAAUUGACGAGGCAGAUGGACGGCAGUCAAAUGAAUUUUGCUAGGGUCAAAGGCAGAGGAGAGGAAAAAGAAGCUGUUGUGAACAUGUUAUUGAAUGAGGCAUCCCCUGAUGAUAAUGUUGAAGUGAUCUCCCUCUUGGGGUUGGGCGGCAUUGGCAAGACGACAAUAGCGAGAAUGGCCUUUGCCGAUCCACGAGUGGUUGAUCGUUUCAAAGAGGAGAGAUUCUGGAUUUACCUAUCUUACUCCUGUGAUAACGAUCUCAGUAAACGAGUCAUGGAGUACAUUAACGGUUCAGAAGUACAGUACAGAUCCGUUGACAUGAAUGAUUCUCUUGGUCAGAUUUCAAAAAAGAUUCAAGGUCGAAGGUUUCUUUUUGUCUUCGAUAACGUGUGGGAAGGGGAUGGAAAUGACUGGACACAGCUGCUGGGCGCCUUAAGAUUUGGCCUUCCCGAAAGCAAAAUAUUGGUCACUUCAAGGAAUUGGACAACCGGCCAUUUGGGGGCUGAUUCCUGCAAGAUUUUUCCAGUACCGGAGCUGCCUUUGGAAGACUGUUGGCAAUUUUUCGUGAUGCUACUCUACCAAAAUGGAGUCGUGCUGAUCAUCAACAGGAGGGUUUUAUCAGAGAUAGAGUAUUGGGAUUGUGCAAUGGAGUUGAUCGACCUUUGGAUGGCUCAAGGUCUACUGCAGGAGUCAGGCCAAUUAAAAGACAGUGUGGAAUUUGAUCCUGAUGAUCAUUUCCGUUUGUUAGCUUCUCAAUCCAUCUUCAAAGAUGUGGAAGAGAGUGAAGAUCUGUUUGGAAGGAAACUUACUUUCAAGAUACAUAAGUUGAUUCAUCAAUUUGCAAGCUUCAUUGGUAAGGAAGAAUCAGUCUGUGAAAUUGUUAAGAAUCCCGGUCCUGAAUUCCCAGACGUUUCCCAUAGGGAAGAGUUGCGUAGCUUGGUGGUUCAAGUGAUCGAUCCCUCACCUGGUGACCUCCUCAACCCAGCCACUUUGUCCAAAUUGCUCACGCACUUGAUACGCCUCCGGAAUAGAAACUUGACCGAGUUGCCGGAAGAGAUCUGCAGCUUGUACCACCUAGAAACACUAAGUGUCGACUGGUGUACCGAGCUGGUCAAUCUGCCUGAGCGUAUGUGCCAACUAGUGAACCUCACGAACUUCUACAACUAUAUGACGAGAGCGUAUCUUCCUCGAGGAGUCAAGCAGUUGAGCAAGCUUAGGAGAUUGUCGAUGUUUACUGUGGGAGAUGAUGGGCAAGAAGGGAUGACAAGCCUUGAUGACUUGAAGGGAGAUCGAGUAGUGGAUGAUGCUAUGGUGUCACGUGACGAGGAGUUGUUGAGCUACUUGAAUCCUUACCAGGAGCUCGAAGGGUUGCGUGUCAUUGGCUAUUAUGGGACCAUAACGCCCUCAUGGUUCGAUCUCCUUGGUUCUUUAAGAAGUAUAAUCUUUUCUGAUAGUCCACUGUGGGUGGAGUUGCCCGUGCUUGGCCAUUUGCAGCAUUUGGAACUUGUAGAGUUCAGAGGGAUGAAGGAUGUGACAGUUUUGGAUAUGAGUUUUUUGGGAACGACAGUGGCGAUAGAUGGUGCGUUUCCAGCAUUGAAAAAGCUGGUGUUUGUCGCCAUGCAGGCUUGGGUGAGGUGGACUGAGGAUGUACUAGAUGUUGUUGUUGCUGAUAGGGUCCUGCCUUGUCUCAAGGAACUAGAAAUUGCCGCGUGCAACAACCUGCUGAGGAUUCCAGAAAGAAUUAGACAGAAGAUUCAGCAGGGAAUGAUUCUUGCAAGUUUGGUGGACAGCAAGGGCACAACAAGAGAAAAUGCCCGCAACCUCCUAGACAACAACAAGAUGUUGGGGCUUCUAGAAGUGGACGAGGUCAGCCAGUACGAGGUAGAAGAGGGGGUUGUGGUCAAGGUGGACGAGGAGAACGAGGUGGAGAGACUACUAUGAUUAUUGAACAUUUGAACAGGCUGAAGUUGGUGGAUAUCAACCUACUGCAAUCCAACCAUCAAAUAUGUAGUAGUUGGUGGUGUCUGAUGCUAAGUAGGAGUAGACAUAGUAGUACUUGCCUUAAUGUAGUAGUUGUAGUAGUUGACGGAUGAUAGUGAAGAACAAGAAGCUGCAUUUCUCUUUUGACAACACCCUUAUUGGCUGCAUUUCUCUUUUGAUAGCAUCUCUGUUUGCUGCAAUUCUAUUGCAGCAUCCUUGUUGGUUGUAUAAUCAGGAGGAUGAUGAUUAUUUUGGUAAUAUCAGGUUUAUUGUUAUGUUGGU